Molecule: messenger RNA, 1491 nt
Organism: Xenopus laevis (African clawed frog)
Lineage: Eukaryota; Metazoa; Chordata; Amphibia; Anura; Pipidae
Gene: chchd1.L
Product: coiled-coil-helix-coiled-coil-helix domain containing 1 L homeolog
Exons: 3
Coding region: 57-419 (120 amino acids)
Biological process (GO): mitochondrial translation
Cellular component (GO): mitochondrial ribosome; mitochondrion; nucleoplasm
Molecular function (GO): RNA binding
Source: RefSeq, a predicted model, not a curated record
AUGGGACGUCAUUUGACCUCGACCCAUAAUUCUCUGCGCUUGCGUCCUUGUCUGUCAUGGCGUCUCAGGGUAUCUCUCUGCAGGACAAGGUUGCUAAAUUGUUGAGUCGCCGCAAUGGAAAGCCUGUCCUUAAACCCAACCGAGCUCUCGCAUUAGCGGACACAGUGGCCAACCGAAAGGCGAGGCUUGGCGAGGCAACUUGUAUAACAGAAAUGUCUGUAAUGAUGGCAUGCUGGAAACAGAAUACAUUUAGUGACACGGCUUGUAAUAAAGAGAUAAAGACUUUCUAUGACUGCAUUGCAAAAGAACAGGCUGCAAGAAAAGCUGGCUUGAACCAGGAAGUCCAAGCAGGACGGUUACCUCCAAAACAAGUAAACAAGUUACUGAGACGUUUCCCAAAUAUUGAUCAUGAAGUAUAAACAUUUGAAUGACAUUCCAGUAGACUAUUCUACCUAGUUUCUUUAAAAUAUACAGUGAUUACCUGCUGAGUUCUGGAGGAUACGAAGAUGUUAUUCCUGGGAAUGAUAAGCGAGAAGAAAAGUUUUAUUCCCUCUCAUGGACUGAUAGUUACUGAACGUUGCUACUGUCUCCAAACACACACACAAAUCAAAUAUCUGGAAACCAUUGCAAAGACCAAAGGCAUUUGUCCUGCUUCGAUCUCCUGCAAUCUUCAUUUUGGGAAAAAAAGAAAAUUCUUCUAUAAUUUAAAUGGUUCUCACAUUCUGUAUACAUACACACAUAGAUAUGUGUAUGCAUAUGUAUAUAUGUAUAGUGCAGUAAUAAAAAGGUGGUCUUUGUACAAACUAAUAAAACAAUAGGCAUUAUGAUAAAUUGGGUUAUAAAGAACUAACUUGCAUCAUUAGGACCUCUUGAUGUGGUCACUGAAAUACUUAAAGAGCUAAACAUAGUUCUUUAAAUACUGGCAUGCUGCUGAAACAAGCAUGGUCCGUAUUCCACACUAUCUUUCCAUUGUUCUUCCCAUAAGCAAAAUAAAUUGUGAUAGGCAAACCAUCAAGAAGCUUUUUUUGUUUUUUUUUGUACAAACCUGAAAAUGUUGCCAGGCAAGUUUUCCCCCCUUGUCAUGCUUCAGUCAAGACAUACAUUUUCUGCUGGCUCCAUAAAUAUGAAACCAUAAAAACAUAUAUAUUUCACCAAAUGAGCUUGCUGUUCUUACCAAGCUAAUAAAGAAAAUAUAUGAUAUAGCUGUGAAAAGAUUGUUUUUGUUAAAAAAAAAAAAGGGGACUUCUGAACUUCUAAAUGUAUUGAUACUGUGAUUUCACUAGUAAGAAUGUGAAAGUAUUUUUUGUUGGUAAUGUUCAAGCUGAUUAUUGUCAUCUUAUCUGUCCCAAUAUAUGCAGUUACAGUAAAUUAAAGGGGACCUGGCACCUGUACAUAGAAACCUGUAUAAUAAGUCAUUUUCAAAUUAUACAUUAAACCCAAAUUCUUUUUUUAUCAAAACAUCCAAACCUAUAAUAAACUUGUUUAAAUAUC